Molecule: messenger RNA, 1360 nt
Organism: Prunus dulcis (almond)
Lineage: Eukaryota; Viridiplantae; Streptophyta; Magnoliopsida; Rosales; Rosaceae
Product: WAT1-related protein At5g64700
Exons: 7
Coding region: 102-1205 (367 amino acids)
Cellular component (GO): plasma membrane
Molecular function (GO): transmembrane transporter activity
Source: RefSeq, a predicted model, not a curated record
AGUAUAUAAAAGCACUUCCAUUCAGUCACUAAGUUCUACUUGAUCUGAAUUCUUCUGAAGGCUGUCCAAAGGUUUCAAGCCUAUAUCGAUCCUUGUGAUCAAUGGGUUCAACGAAACCUUAUUUGGCAGUAAUUUUCAUACAGAUAAUAUAUGCAGGCAUGAUCUUGCUCUCUAAAGCUGCUUUCAAUGGUGGUAUGAACAGCUACGUGUUCGUCUUCUACAGACAAAUGGCAGGAGCUCUGUUCAUGUCCCCUCUUGCCAUGAUCUUUGAAAGGAAAAGUGCAACGCCUCUUUCUGUUGUGACCUUCUGCAAGAUUUUUAUGCUGUCUUUUCUGGGGAUCACUUUGGCCAUAAAUGCUUAUUGCAUUGCCCUUACCUACACAUCAGCGACUUUGGGUGCAGCAUCCAUUAACUGUCUACCUGUUGCAACAUUUUUCUUUGCAGUUUUGCUCAGGAUGGAGAAAGUGAAGAUAAAGACAGCAGCUGGGAUUGCAAAGGUUGCAGGCCUGGGAGUGAGCAUGAUUGGUGUGGCAGUCCUUUGUUUUUACAAGGGACCCCAGUUGAAGCCUUUUUUACAUCAUCACCUCUUGGAGUCUCAUAACAGCCAUCAAGACCAACAACAAGCUCAUGCUUCUUCUUCUGGGCACAGAUGGAUGAUUGGUUGUUUCCUCCUGCUCGUUUCUAUUAUUUGUUGGAGCUUGUGGCUUGUACUUCAGGCUCAACUUCUUGUAAAGUACCCUGCAAAGCUACGCUUCACAAGUCUACAAUGCCUGUCAAGUGCAGCACAGUCAUUUGUUGUUGCCAUCGCUUUGGAAAGAGAUCCUAGUCAGUGGAAUCUGGGCUGGAACGUUAAUUUACUUGCAAUUGCUUAUUGUGGCAUCAUGGUGACCGGCUUUUCAUACUACUUGCAAGCAUAUGUGAUUGAGAAGAAGGGGCCAGUUUUUCAAGCGAUGUCACAGCCAUUAAAUCUCAUCAUCACAGUUAUUGGCUCGGUGUUGCUCUUAGGGGAGGCCAUCAGUUUGGGAAGUGUUUUAGGUGGAAUCCUGUUGGCUGCGAGCCUUUACAGUGUUUUGUGGGGAAAAAGCAAAGAGCAGAAGAGCAUGGAAAAUCGUACUUGCUUAUCAGUUCCAGUUCAACCUGAAAAGGAAAGUGCGCAGCUGAAAGAGGCAGAGGCCACCAUCACUGAACCAACCUUGUUUGUUUAACAUAUAUAACCUAGUUUUGUUCACUUCUUAAAUUAAGAUGCAAUCCAGCUUUUGUAGUUGUCGUAUUGUGUUGCCGAACCCGGUUAACUAAUGGGGAUUAUGGUGGUUGUUUUUUUCUAAAAUAUUUCUGCUAUUGUGUUAUAUAUAGCAUGGUC